This is a messenger RNA of Lutzomyia longipalpis, 1251 nucleotides long. RefSeq names its product zwei Ig domain protein zig-8 (gene dpr7). Bases 308 to 1180 code for a protein of 290 amino acids. The record is from RefSeq and is a predicted model, not a curated record. NCBI's taxonomy places the organism in Eukaryota, Metazoa, Arthropoda, Insecta, Diptera, Psychodidae. The transcript is spliced from 4 exons. Gene Ontology annotation, cellular component: neuron projection membrane. Gene Ontology annotation, biological process: synapse organization.
AGUUCAUACCCUAGAGAUGUCCUCGCACCUGGGGGGUAGCUCUGGUGCGUACCCCAAUGCGCAUGGUCGCCAUUUGCGGGCCAUAUCAAGUCGCCCGAAUCCCCGAAUCCUUGUCAGUAGCUGCAGGAGCAGCGAGUGUUGAGCAUCGUCUGUGCACUUGACCUCAACGAGUGAGCAAAGUGUGUGGUGGCUGUAUAGCUAUUUGUGUUUUGAAUGUUUAAAAGCUAGACCUAGUGCUGGGCCCCCCGAGGCAUGUGACUCUAAUAUACAUAUAUAUUGCAACUAAGGGUAGCUGCAUGAAGCGCCUAUGAGCCUCAAGCACUACAGUGAGCGACACAAUGUCGCGUACUUUAUCAUCAUCUCCUGUCUAUACCACUUUCAGCACUUGCGCACCAUUUGGAGUCUUCCAGCGUCCGGUGGCGCCAUUGUGCUUGACCGACCAUAUUUUGACGAUGUGUCAGCGAGAAAUGUCACAGCCGUUGUUGAUGAAACGGCCAUUUUGAAAUGCCGUGUUAGGAAUCGCGCAAACAGAACGAUAUCUUGGAUGAGAAAGCGUGAUCUUCACAUCCUCACAUCCAAUUCAUUCACAUACACGAGUGAUCAGAGAUUCUCUGUGGAUCAUCCGGCCAACAGUGACGACUGGAAUUUGAAGAUUGAGUAUGCGCAACGGCGCGAUAGUGGCAUUUAUGAGUGCCAAGUUAAUACUGAGCCUAAAAUCAACAUGGCGUUCCACCUUGAGGUCACAGAUCUCAUACGGGCGGCACGCGCCAAAAUCCUCGGUUCCCAGGAGGUACACGUGAAGAAGGGUAGCACAAUUUCCCUAUCGUGCAGUGUUAACGUCCAUGCACCCUCAAUGGCAUGGCUGCACGAUUCGGCCGUGGUGGAUUUUGAUUCAGCACGCGGUGGUAUUAGUUUGGAAACCGAGAAGACCGACACAGGCACAACAUCGAGGUUAAUGCUAACACGGGCAGCCCUACGUGAUUCGGGGAACUACACCUGCCAACCAGCUGGAGCCGUGAGUGCUUCUGUGGUGGUGCACGUGCUGAAUGGUGAACAUCCAGCUGCUAUGCAGACAAGCAGUGCAAGACCCGUACCACCAGUUACCCUCAUCGUCCUGGGGGCCAUGCUCCUGGCCACCCCAUAUCACGCGGGUCCCCUCUGGCUAACGCAGCCCGCGUGAGGGCCCCCAAAAUGUCUUCUCUUUUACUCAAUAAUAAAAAAAUGGUCAUUUGACAGUUAGAAUAAUUAAAA